Molecule: messenger RNA, 429 nt
Organism: Lactuca saligna
Lineage: Eukaryota; Viridiplantae; Streptophyta; Magnoliopsida; Asterales; Asteraceae
Source: the annotation of a GenBank genome assembly
AUGACCGACCGCGGACCCAUGAAUCCUCUGCGGAGAGGGGUAGUUUUCUAUCGAGGAUUCCGACGACGACUCAAAUCCGGCGAUAACGACAUCAAACGACGGCGAUUCAAGUUAAAUUCCGGCACUGAUGGAGGGCAAUUUCCUCGAUGUUUUAGCGAUGGAUUUGGCUCCCGGCACGAUGAUCUCAAUCAAAAAACGGAUUUAACUUUAAAAGGCGUGGUGGAGAUGCAGUUGGAUUUUGGUGAAACUGAAUAUAUUCUCAUUUGUGGUUUAAAAGUUUGUCCUUAUGUGGAUUUACUCUAUGAUGAAAAAGGCCGGUCAAAUUCAAAUCUUCGUGCUCGGUUGUUCCCAGACAUUUCUGAUGCACGUUUGCAGCUGAAAGAUUUAGAAGAGUACAUUAUGUCUCUGAAUUAUUUCACUUCAGGAUGA